This is a messenger RNA of Amphimedon queenslandica, 765 nucleotides long. RefSeq names its product malonyl-[acyl-carrier protein] O-methyltransferase-like. Bases 1 to 765 code for a protein of 254 amino acids. The record is from RefSeq and is a predicted model, not a curated record. The transcript has a single exon. NCBI's taxonomy places the organism in Eukaryota, Metazoa, Porifera, Demospongiae, Haplosclerida, Niphatidae.
AUGGAUAAAUCUAUCAUGACAACUGAAGAGGCUAGUGUUUAUCACAAUAUCUCUAAUCUUCAGGAGGAAGAUGGAUUGCAUUUGAUUGAUAAUCUCUCCCCUCAGUCUAGUAAUAGUGUUCUUGAUAUGGGAUGUGGGACUGGUCGUUUGUGUAUGGUCCUUUCCGAAAGACUGAGUGAUGGUGGGAAAGUACUAGGGAUUGAUCCUGAUGCAGAAAGAAUCAACGUAGCAAAUAAAGGAAGAAAAGAUACUAUGACUAAUCUCCGGUUUGCAGUAGGAUCAGAUCAAACUUUUCCUGAGGAUCAAUAUGAUGCAGUCGUUUCUACUCAUGUCAUUCACUGGAUCAAGAAUAAAGAUGCCACUUUUAAAAGAAUUUACGACAACCUGAAACCAGGAGGAAAGUUUGCAUUUGCCACAGUAACUAACAAUGGGAUACCAGACCUACUGGUAGAGCUUGUCAAGUUAUGUGGAUCAGAUGCUCUUGAUGCUGUUACGAGUUGCAGUUACUAUGAGUCUCUUGAUUUUUACAAGCAAAAAGCCAAAGAAUAUGGCUUUAAUGUUGUACAAAUCCAGUCAAUUGACCGAGAAUAUGUUGUACCAAACGUUGAUGCCUUUAUUGAUUUUUACUUCAGUGCCUAUCAUGGGAGGUUUGAUCGUACCAAUCCUAACCUGAAUGGAUUCAGGGAGAAGUACUCUGGACAAGCAAUAAAAUGGACAAUGAAACGUCUAUGCAUGAUACUAGCAAAGCCAUCAACAACUGAGUAA